Messenger RNA from Striga asiatica, 939 nucleotides. NCBI's taxonomy places the organism in Eukaryota, Viridiplantae, Streptophyta, Magnoliopsida, Lamiales, Orobanchaceae. The record is from the annotation of a GenBank genome assembly.
UCGAAAUUUGAAAAGCACCAAAUUUCAAAGUUUUCAAAAUUCACUCUUGUUUAAUGCCGAAAAACCCUUCUUCUUCCAGGGUUUUACCGAAGAACAAAUCCUCGAAAUUGGGCGUCAAUGGAGCUCGAAAGAAGAAACCAGCGAGGAGGUCCCAUUCAAUGGCGGAAAAGAAAAUCGAAGUGAUUGAGAUAGACGACUCUUACCCUUCUCCCGAUCGAAAGGUCACGCCUUUGAGACCCGUUUACUGUCUGCGGAACAGGGACCAGAUAAAGAUGGCCGAGGCAAACGAGGAGUGUUUCAUCCUCGAGUUCGAUCCGUACGAUGAUAUGCAGAGGUUGAGGUCUCCAUUGAUGGAUGACUGUGAUGAUGCCGAGGUCGAUUUGCAGGUGGUUGCUGAAAAGGGGCAGGUAGCAUGCCGAGAUUAUCCUCAUCCACGGCACACAUGCGCAAAAUAUCCUUUCCAGAAGACUCCUCAUGACAGUCACUGUGAAUUGUGUUUCUGUUUUGUUUGCGAUUUAUCUGCCCCAUGUUCGAAGUGGGUCGGGUCUACUGGCCAUUGCCAUGCGUUUAACAAUGAGGCUUGGGACCAAGAAAAGAAAGCCAGGAAAAAAGGAAUGAAAGAGUGUACAAAAAUGUUAUGAAAAAAGAAGACGAGCAAUUGGGACCAUACCAACGACAUAUUAUUCCUCGCUAGAUCGGGCAUUUCUUUUGUUGAUGCAUUAAUUAUAAAUUUUAAUUUGGCCUGACCUUUGUUCUUUCGCUAAGUCGUGAGAUUAAAGAACCGUGAAGGGUUUUUUGCGCUAGGGAUCCGGGAUCAUGCCCUAAUAGUAUCUAUCCCGAUUGUUUUACUUGGAAUUGUAGUUUGUAUAAAUUUAUUUUUCCGAAAGAUGUAUGUGGAGAAAAUUCAUUGAGCUAAAAAAAAAAAAUCUUCUUUUUGUG